AUGUUUCUCCCUACGCUUCAACGCCAUAGCAACUAUCUCGAAAGGCGCUCCAACAAUAGUAACACAAAGGAUAACUCCUCGGCAAAGAUCCCCAUAAUUGUGAGAUUUUUCAGUUCUGUUAGUUCGUGGAAGUCGUUACCCGUUUGGCUGACAAUUUCCCUUCAGGUUGCCAUCGCCCUCCUCGCUUUUAUAAUCGUCGUGCUCUGUAUCUUCUACUUUCUCCGAGCCCUCCGUUACAGCAACGCGGAGCCCAGAUACAUCCCUACGGAAUACCUCAAGAACAAAUGGCGAAAUUGGUUGCCGAAGACAGCAUAUGGCCAGGUCCCGGAUGCCGUCCCAGCUACUCAACAGGCUCGUGCCGACCGAUCACAGAAUACGUCUUACAGGGGAGCCAGUGACGACGGGGUGGAUCGUAACACCUCUAUUCGAUCAGUUAUGACGUUGCCCACAUACUCUCCAGUCCCGAAACCAACUGAGCAAGUCAUUGGGAGGGAAGGUGAGCGAGCUGGUAUGGAUGUUGUAGUCGAGUUUCCUGAAACAGCAGAAGAGGAAGAGUCGCGGAGGGAGGAGCAGAUGGAAUCAUUGUACCAAAUUCGGCUGGCGCGAAGACAAGAAAUCGCGGAGCGGGAGCGACGAAGGCAAGAACGGCGAGAUGCUCGAGAACGCGGCGAUUGGGAGCGAUUAGAGGAGCUACGGCGUGAGAGUCGAGCGCGACACCGAAAUGCCAGCCAGAGUAGUGCCGCUCCAAGCGCAGCGGCACUGAUUGCUGAACACCAGUCCCGUGGAAGGGAGAAGCGAGUUACGAGCGUUGCAUAUGCGGAAGUGGGCCACGUUCGACAUGAUGGCACCCGAUUACGUGCAAGCUCCCAAGAAUCGGAUUCUCGACCGCUCCUUGAUGGCAAUUCCUCCUUAUCCAGCUUAUCCGGAUCGCGUCCGCGCGCAACAUCGGGCUCGUCUUUUUUUUCGAAUGCGACUAGCCAAUCGGACAACGAUACCCCUAGAGGAUCCAUCACUCUGGCUGAGGCUGAUAUUGGGGACUCGAAUAUCCAUCAACCGCCACACUACGAUCAGUUGGACUGGGGUGAUGCUCCAGCAUAUCGGAGCCCAACUUUUGAAAGAGGGUUAGAACCCCGAUUUCCUCCCGUUAGAGCACUUCCGAGCAUCGAAAUAGAAAUCCCAACCCCAGGACAUAGUGCCCCGGUCACGCCAGUGUCUCCCCUGCCAUCCCGUUCACAUGGCUAG
This is a messenger RNA of Histoplasma capsulatum G186AR, 1242 nucleotides long. RefSeq lists its product as uncharacterized. The record is from RefSeq and is a predicted model, not a curated record. The transcript has a single exon. Bases 1 to 1242 code for a protein of 413 amino acids. Lineage: Eukaryota; Fungi; Ascomycota; Eurotiomycetes; Onygenales; Ajellomycetaceae.